AUGGCUGAGAGAGCUCUUCUUGAAAAUUACCUGAGCUGCCAUGUGUGUUCAGAGACUUUCAGAGAUCCUGUGUCUCUGAGCUGCAACCACAACUUCUGUUCAAGCUGCCUGCAGAAAUUCUGGGAACAAACUAAAAACAACUGUGUGGACGAGCAGAGAGCUGUGUGUCCUGUGUGUGAGUUUUCUCUCCACCAGAGUCACAAAGUGGUUCCUGUAGAAGAAGCAGUCAGUGACCUGAAGGAGCAGCUGAAAUCUGACUUAAAGUCCCUGAAGGACAAGAGGAACAAAUACAAACAAAAGCAGCUGUUGUCCACAGAGAGGCAGAUCAGAGCAGAGUUCAACAAACUCCAGCAGUUCCUGAAAGAGGAAGAGGAGUCCAGACUGGCAGCUCUGAGGGAGGAAGAGGAGCAGAAGGGGAGGACUAUCAGCAGAGAGAUGAAGAUGAUUGAGGAGCAGAUCUCCUCUCUGUCAGACAGCAUCUCUGCUGUUGAAGAAGAGCUGCAGAAACACAGCGUGCCAUUCCUCAGCAGUUAUAAAGACACUCAGAGCAGAGCCAGAGCCCAGAGCUCAGUGUCAGAUCCACAGCUGGUCUCAGGAGCACUGAUAGAUGUGGCCAAACACCUGGGCAACCUGUCCUUCAGAGUGUGGGAGAAGAUGAAGGAGAAGGUCCACUUCAGUCCUGUCAUUCUGGACCCAAACACUGCAAACUGCUGGCUCUGUUUGUCUGAUGAUCUGACCAGUGUGAGACGUGGAGGACAGACAUGGCAGCAGGUUCCUGAUAAUCCAGAGAGAAACACUGAGUAUGCCGAUGUGUUUGGCUCUGAGGGCUUCAGCUCAGGGAAACACAGCUGGGAGGUGGAGGUGGGAGACCAUCCUGACUGGAUUGUGGGUUUAGUUAAAGAGUCAGUUGACAGGAAGGGAGAGCUUUCUUUUUCACCAAAAUAUGGAAGGUGGUGUUUAUGGCAUCGCAGUGGAAAAUACACUGAUGUUGUUGGUCAGACUGUGAGAGUGAAGAAGAGUCUCCAGAGGAUCAGAGUCCAGCUGGACUAUGACAGGGGGGAGGUGUCCUUCUAUGACCCUGAAGACAUGACUCACAUCUACACUCACAGAGACACUUUCACUGAGAAACUCUUCCCAUAUUUUCAUAUUGGAAAUGCAGGAGACGCCAAAACCUCUGAUAUCAAAAUCUGUCAGACUGAGAUUUGA
Messenger RNA from Oreochromis niloticus (Nile tilapia), 1206 nucleotides. RefSeq names its product E3 ubiquitin-protein ligase TRIM7. The record is from RefSeq and is a predicted model, not a curated record. The transcript is spliced from 2 exons. Gene Ontology annotation, molecular function: protein binding. Bases 1 to 1206 code for a protein of 401 amino acids. NCBI's taxonomy places the organism in Eukaryota, Metazoa, Chordata, Actinopteri, Cichliformes, Cichlidae.